AUGGACUCCAUAGUCACCAGACCCGCAGUGGCAGACCCUCCUCAGUCACUUGCUGCGUCGCAUGACUCCACACCCGCCUUCAUGAGUGUACUAGAGCCGUACAAGCGCUCUGGGCAGAGGCCUCCCAUGGCGUCCAGCGGUGCCACUCAGCAGCAGCGGCUCCAACAACCGCUGCACACGGGCAAAAACAAGGCCACAACAUCUGCGUUGACUGCUAGUAGCUACGUGUUGCCGCACGGCGCAGGUGCUGUCGCGCGUGGUGACCAAAACCGGAAGACGGAUGGCGCUCUUUGUGGCAUGCAUAACUCGUAUGCGUCGAUCCCGGCAGCGCCGCUCGAUCGUCCGUGUGACGAGGAGUUUGACGCGGUGGAGCGGCGGGCUCGCAUGGCGCUGGAGCAUAUCGCGACACGGGAUGAGGGCUUGGAGGCGAACAUAGGUGAUCAUAUCGAGGUUCUGCAGUCGUACCGCGCGUCGUGCGAGGCGCGUGCGAUGUACCGCGAAGCGUACCUCGUGCAGCAGGUGCUGCAGAAUCUGCGACUGGAAGAGGAGAGUCGGCACGUGCGCGGUAUUACCGAACAACAGAUGGAGGAGCGCAGAAUGCUUGAGGAGGCGCACCGGCAGGAGUUCCGGGAGUUCCACCACUCCUGGAAUGCACGCAUCGAUGCCUUUGAGGAGGAGCAGCUGGAGGCGGAGCUCGCACUGCUGGAGCGGCAAAACGAGGAACUAAUUGGCUUUCAGGAAGAGAUGCGAAACUUCCAGCCACGUCUUAUCAAGUACAGCCGCACGCUGCUCGAGUCUCGCCUGAAGCAGCAGACACUGGCCAAGCAGCGCGACUACGUGGGGGCUCAGGCGCAGAAGGUACAUGCCGAAGCGCUCGAGGUAGCCGAUAUGGAGCGCUUUGAGGCUGCCCGUACGAGUCUGUUUGAGCGUCGCGAGUACGCCUCGCGUCAUCGCCACCAGCAAGAGCUAUACGCGCUUCGUACAAAGAUGGAGAGCCGCCGACUGUACCUUGAACGGUACCGCAAGCAGGAGCUCGAUGUACUCUUGCAGCGCUACAUCAACGUUCGCCGCUCUAUGGAGUCGCAGCAGAACAUUGUUCGCAACAAGACCGGCACACUUCUCCUGAAGCACGCGUGCAAUAGAAAAACAGAUAACAGCGGGACAGCCGUACUGGUGGAAAGCGCCGGCUCUGGCACCUUCGGAACCGUGGUGCAGCGACGACAGGCCCAGGAGCUCCGUGCUUUGCCGAGCCAGCCGGAUGGCGCCUACACGGCAGGACAUAAAGGAGACGAGAUAUAG
Molecule: messenger RNA, 1299 nt
Organism: Leishmania braziliensis MHOM/BR/75/M2904
Lineage: Eukaryota; Euglenozoa; Kinetoplastea; Trypanosomatida; Trypanosomatidae
Exons: 1
Coding region: 1-1299 (432 amino acids)
Source: RefSeq, a predicted model, not a curated record